Messenger RNA from Paramecium sonneborni, 405 nucleotides. NCBI's taxonomy places the organism in Eukaryota, Ciliophora, Oligohymenophorea, Peniculida, Parameciidae. The record is from the annotation of a GenBank genome assembly.
AUGAUAGUAAAAUACUUUUAAUCAAUUAAUUAAAAUACUUUAAAAACUGUAGAAUUAAUUCAAUAAUAUGUGGAUAUCAACUAUGCCUUAAUUGCUUAUGAUAAAUAAUAAUAUAAAGAAGUUGUACAAUAUUCACUUUAAGAUCCUAAAUCAUUCCUAAAUAAAAGUUUAAAUUUUCAAAGCCUUUUCUAAAAGGAAAUCAGUUACAAACUUAAAUUUAAGAAGAAAAAUAAAUUUUUUUCGAAAAUGAUUCCAUAGUGAUAACCAAAGACAAUUAUUAGGAUUCAAUAUCAUCAGAAAAUGUUUCAGUUUUAUUGAAGAACUUAGAAAACACUACUUUUAAUGUAGAAGGAUCAUUAGAUACAUUUUAUUUACAUAAUCUAGUUAAAGUAAAAGUGAAAUUUG